Molecule: messenger RNA, 1395 nt
Organism: Lichtheimia ornata
Lineage: Eukaryota; Fungi; Mucoromycota; Mucoromycetes; Mucorales; Lichtheimiaceae
Exons: 5
Coding region: 1-1395 (464 amino acids)
Source: RefSeq, a predicted model, not a curated record
AUGUCACCCUUCUAUGCAUCCGAUAUGAACAACCAUCUUCAACGUAGACAAGCACCAUCUCUCGAUGAUUUGCCAACUCUUGGUGGUGAUGGUGGUAGCAGUAACAGUGGUGGUACUUCAUCCCCUGGUGCAGCAGCAGGUCAAGACCCCAACGAUGCUAGCAGUGGUGGUGCUACCAACAGUGGCAGCGACAGCAGCACUAGUGGUGGUAGCAAUGAUGCUAAUGCCAAUGAUACACCAAGCGCUGGUAGCGGCGGCGGUAAUGGUGAUAGUAGCUCAGAGCCAACCGCAUCCUCUGGUGAUGGUAAUACCACUCCCGACAAUGGCAACAACCAACCAGACCCGACUACACCCGCACCUGUUGAUCCUACUACAACUGCCGCCAAUAAUAAUGAACCUUCAUCUGGUAACAAUCCGCAGCAACCAACUCAAUCGCCAUCCGAUGGUAAUCAACAACAACCUACUACAAGUAAUCAACCUCCACAACCCACUACUACACAGGCUCCUCCAUCAUCAUCUCAACAGCCUGAAACAUCGAGUGUUCCACCAACCACUACUACAGCUGCACCUACUACAACCAGCCAAACACCAUCUUCAUCAUCUGAGACAACUACAUCUUCGGCGAUUGAAUCCUUAUCCAGUAGCUCAAGUGCCUCAAGCUCAACAAGUGCCUCACCAUCAGUGACAUCAGCAGCAGCAUCUGAUAAUUCGACCAACACAGGUGCAAUUGCAGGUGGCGUUGUGGGAGGUGUUGUGGGUGUUGCUCUCAUUGCUGGUUUGAUUGCAUUUCUCUUGAUCAGAAGACGCAAGCAACGUCGUGAACGUCGUGCACAACGUGAACGUGAUGACAUGAUCUUUAACAGCCAUGGCUAUGAAACAGAGACAACAUCAAACCAACAAUGGUCGCCUACAAUGAUGGAACAUACACCGACCAUGUCAGCACGUGCAUUCCCACCUCCAGGUACAGCAGGUGGUAUGGAUAGUGAACGUUAUUACGUUGAGCCUGAGCCUCCACUUCCUGUACAUCAUUACAACAAUUGGUCUCCAAGUGCUGCACAGCAACCAGAGUACUACCCUUACAUGGAAGAUCAUUCGACUGUGAGUGGUGGCGGACCUGAUUAUGCUCAUGAGCAGUACUAUAACGCGACCAAUGCUGUUGGAGGUGCAAUGGCACCACAGCCUCACCAUUACGGCUAUGAGCAACAUCAUCAACAACAACCUACAUCGCCCGUAGCUUAUUCGGACCCUGCUAGUACAUCCCCCACGAUGCAGAAUCCACCCUCAGCCGAUUACGAUUAUUAUCAUCAGUAUAAUGUGGGUGCUGCUGGUGGCUAUUAUGGCCAACAACAAGCGCAUCAACCUUAUGACAAGCCCGAUGCUAAAGAUGGUCAAUAA